Dracunculus medinensis (Guinea worm) is the source of this 369-nucleotide messenger RNA. NCBI's taxonomy places the organism in Eukaryota, Metazoa, Nematoda, Chromadorea, Rhabditida, Dracunculidae. The record is from the annotation of a GenBank genome assembly.
AUGUCAGUGAUGGCGGUCGUCGAUCGCGUGCGUCUCGUUGCCGAACAAAUUUUCGAUCACACCGAUUUGGUUGAAGCAAAUGAUGUGUCUUUCGAUUCAUUAUUAGCCAGAGAUGAUCUGAAGCGAUUAAAUUCCCAAAUCAAAGAGAAAGCAGCAGCAAUUAUAGCUCUGACAACACCAACAUUUAAAAAGGAACAUGAUGAUUAUUUGGAACGAAUAAAGCAAUUGCAAAAUAAUCAGUUACUUGCCGUAGAUAUGGAAAUUGAACAGCAGCUAAAAAACUUGCGAGAAACUAUCAAACAAGGAAGAACAGUCGAUGAUUUACCAUCACCCGAAGUUUCAGCCAGCAGUGAGGUUGAUCUGGAAUAG